GAUGGUAAUAUCUGGGCAAGACUGAGCCAGCUUCUACAAUUAAUGACAGAGGCUGAGUAUAAACAGCAACUGAGCUCUAAAGCUGAAUUUGAGUCCUGGGCUUCUUGAGUGAUGUGACUCCUAUCAACUAAAGUGCAAAGAUUUUGCAUGCUUCUACAGCAUGCACUGAAGCCUGUAGUUGACAAGAUCUGCUAGACCCCCUGGGGUAGGGAGGUUCUGAAUGUUUCUACAUUGGAUUGAAUGGCAUCCACCUGAAUGGACAAGGUAAGCUAUUGAAACUAUGGAGACAUGUUCAAAAGUAUGGAAACUGUUAUGGGGUAUAACAAUUGGGAAAGAUUCAGUGCUGCAGAUGUCAAACUUGUUGAAGUGGCAUGCAUGGUUUUCAUGGAUUCUACCAAGCUGGCACACACCAUGUUUCCAGAUUUGUUGACUGUGAAAAUGCAAUUAGCAAAAUAUAUUGCAAAUUACCUCAGUGAUGAUGAGUAUGGAGGUGUCUAUGACAAACUGGCAAAAGGCAACAUUCCAUGCAUCUAUAUGUUUGCAAAGCUCACACAACUUGCCAAUAAUGAGUACCAUGCUGUUGUGAAAGUUUUCCAGUACAUAAUCAAAUGGGUUAAUCCAUGGAAGGAUCUUAUUUGCCCAUACUUGAAUAUGUCUCUCCUGAUGAAGAAAUUUUUGAAUACACAACUCAAUACAGUGGAUGACUUUAUUGUUCAAGUACUGAUCCACUUCACUGGUGAUGACUAAGACAUCUGGCUUGAAAAAUCCAUUGCAGCUUCUUAUGUAAGGAAAGUCUAACACAUUCAUGAAAAACUGCUAAACUUUUAGAAUGAUCUUCUGGCAGAUUGAGAAAAAAAGGACCCAGACAAAUGGCAGCAGAUGAAGCUCUACCAACAGUGCUUUGAGCAUGUAAUUUGGGUUAAGCUUUUCUGCAUGGUUUGGGAAAGAACUGUUGACAACAUGAUCAAAUAUUAUCUGGUGGAAGGAGUGGACAAG
Xylona heveae TC161 is the source of this 996-nucleotide messenger RNA. RefSeq lists its product as hypothetical. The transcript has 4 exons. The record is from RefSeq and is a predicted model, not a curated record. Lineage: Eukaryota; Fungi; Ascomycota; Xylonomycetes; Xylonales; Xylonaceae. Bases 289 to 747 code for a protein of 152 amino acids.